AGUGGCAUUAACGUGUCCAUCCGCCUUCUGUUUCCAGUGUACAUCUGUCGAUCUUUUCAUUUCUUUUUUGUUCAAACGAGCGUGUUCAUGCAUGAUUAGCGAAAGUACACCGCUGGUGGGCAGCUCUUCGCCGUUGACCUACACCCCGCAGUAUCGGCGGUGGGAUGGCGAUGGCAACGAACCCUUUGCGCACGCCUCGGACGCCCCUGCGCAGCGCCUGCGAGAGUAUUACAACUCUGUCUUUGUUGCCGGUGGGGUCGAGAUUGCGUUACGAGAUGUCGCCGUAGUGCGAAGCUCUGUAUUUCACCAUUGUCUCCCGAUACUUUGUUCCGCACGUAUUUGCUGCCAGUGCGUGUCGGCGAGGUUCAGCAGGGGAGGGUUUCAUUUGGUCACCGAUUUGGACGGAACUGCUGGGGCGGCGUUGCUGGAUGCCAUAGCAGGACGGACGGUAUGUGCGUCCGGCGACAUCUGGAUCGACGGCAUAGCAGCAGAGCAGCGCGAUCGACGACACCUCAUCGCAUCUAUUGGAAUGGGAUUGCUGCUGAUUCCUCAGCUGUCCGUCGAGGACCAUCUGUGGUGCAUGGUGCACCUACACAAAAAGGAGCGGCGCAGCUGGAAGCGUGAAACGGUGCUUGCGGCCUCAAACUUCACUAACAUUGACAUCCGCCGGAGAAUCUACGACCUCACGGAAAUGGAAAAGUUCCGCUUGCAGGUCGCGUUGGAGCUGGUGCUGGAUCCACCAGCUCUCUUGCUCUGUUACUCUUUCGACUCGAUGAGUUUGGCACAACAGAUGGAAGGCACCGAGCUUCUCUGCCGACUGACGCGGGAGAUCAGAAAAACCGUCGUGCUGAGUACACGUUCCCUUCCCAUGCAUAUGUUCUCCGCCGCCGAAUCCCUUCUCCUCUUCGGGUCAAAGGGACGCGUGCUCUACUCUGGAAGGUGCAAGGACGCCCUUUCGUACUUCAAUCGCCUCCGAAUCCCAUCCAGCAUUCCCGAGCCUCUAUGGAAGGCGGUCUUGACGCCUACGCGAGACGUUCCAGCCGUCGGGAACGACGCAAGCACGUCUUUUCCGACUGCAUCGCCGCUCACGGUGGCUUCCGUCAAGUCGUCCGUGCAGAGAGACCGUUCAAGGCCAGAGACUCGUGUGUAUGCGGCCAUGUGCACUCCACCGCGGCUUUCUUCCCGCCUUGCACCCGCGUACUUUCGCGACGAUUUCGCGCAGCUUCUCGUGACGUCAGCGACGAACGCAUCAUCAACGCCGGUGGCGGUGGUGGAGGUUUCCACCAGCGGCGACCUGGUGGACCUGGCGGCGGAGUGGGCGGACAGCGAAGUACAAACGAUGUACUACGCCGCAAAAUACUACGACUCUUCCGUUCGUGCCGUUCUGGUCAAUUCCGUGGAAAGCGGCAUUGCUCACACGCCGCCAUCGUCGAUUGUGCUCACGGCAACGCUGCCGCAGACAGCUCCGAACAGCUUAUGGAAAUUUUGCAUACUGCUGUUGUACUCUCUAAAGCACAUCACGGCGGAUGCCGAGCUGGUGGCGGGAGUUUUAUGCAUGUCCGUUGGACUGAUCUUGGUAGCCGUACUAACGCAUUUGCAACCGGAGAAUCAGGGUGGGAUGUACAACAUUCGCGGCCUCAUUUUUGCAGCCUUCACCCUAGUCUUUUUCACCAAUUUGGUGACAAUGGACCGCGCUGGUGAUCAGCUGCGCAUUGCGGUUAUCCAUUGCAAGCGGCAGCUUUAUGGAGUAGUGGGCUUUGCUCUCUGCCUGGCUCUUCGCAUUGCGCUGAUCCGCUCCGUCUACUUAGUUCUGUUCUUUCCAUUUGUCGUAUUUGUGCUCAAGUCGUCAUAUGCUUUAGCUUUGCUGGCGUGGGCUGUGGGCUGCACCCACGCAGCCUUCCAGUACGUGGCGGCCGCCGUCCUUCCAUCGCGGUUGUGGACUGUGCGGGUGUGUUAUGCGGUAUUUGGGUACAACAUCAUCUUCUCUGGCUUUUUGUUGAACCUGCACACCAUUCCUUUGCUUUUUACCCGUCUCAGUUUCCUUCGCUUGGGGUACGGCGCGGUGUUGCACACGUGGUUGCACGGGAACAAAUUUCAAUGCGACGGGGUAAACAACACGUCAUAUUGCUACACCGGCGACGAGUACUUGGCGGUGCAUGGGCUGGAAGAUGAUUCAGUGGGGACUGCUUCUGUCGUUCUUGCUCUGUACAGCGUCGGAUUGAUGACAUUGCUGGGGUGCAUCCUGUAUUUGAAAGCUCUGUGA
This is a messenger RNA of Leptomonas pyrrhocoris, 2263 nucleotides long. RefSeq names its product ABC transporter-like protein. The record is from RefSeq and is a predicted model, not a curated record. The transcript has a single exon. The coding region runs from base 92 to 2263 and encodes 723 amino acids. Gene Ontology annotation, molecular function: ATP binding; ATP hydrolysis activity. NCBI's taxonomy places the organism in Eukaryota, Euglenozoa, Kinetoplastea, Trypanosomatida, Trypanosomatidae.